This is a messenger RNA of Hemicordylus capensis (graceful crag lizard), 1867 nucleotides long. Its product is annotated as outer dense fiber protein 3-like. The transcript is spliced from 13 exons. Gene Ontology annotation, cellular component: cytoskeleton. Lineage: Eukaryota; Metazoa; Chordata; Lepidosauria; Squamata; Cordylidae. The record is from RefSeq and is a predicted model, not a curated record. The coding region runs from base 205 to 1815 and encodes 536 amino acids.
GCUUGCUGGCUGGGCUACAUGGAAAGAGGAUGAGGCACUCAGAAGCAAUGGUAGACACCAAGGAACAGUAGUGCAGGAGUCAAAUGGCACAGAGACUCAGAAGGGGAGCAAGGGAUGGUAGCCUGGAAACCCUAAGAGGACAAAACUCAAGCAGAAGCUUCAUUGCUAGCCUUUCCUCUUCUUCUUCUUCUUCCUCUUCAAGGCAUGGCUCCCAAAGCUCCCAAAGGUCCCAAAGCAGGCAAGAAAGGCAAGAAAGGCAAGAAAGGGAAAAAAGGAGCCAAGAAGAAAGUCAUCAAGCGUGCCCCAGAAGUUUCCGCAAAAGAAUAUUUUGGUAAAACCUUGGAAAAGAUUCCUGUUAAAGCCAGGUGGAGAGCAAUUGGAAUCAUGGGAGCUGUGUGUCUUGCCGUCUUUAUCACCAUGAUCAUUUUAUAUAUCAUUGAUGCCUCAGAAGACUUUGCAGACAGGGAACUGAAAAUGAGAGGGGUUAGGAGAACCAUUGCAUUUGCAAUAGAUCGCCGUGAGCUACACAAAGCAACGCCCCCAGAAGUAGCCGAACUCAUGAAAAAGGUGCCAGAAUACAGGGAAGAAUUUGAUGUUGAAUUCGCAAGCUUGAGAAAAGAGUACAUGCAUGCAUGGAUGAGAGGUCUGAAAUCUUCUGAGAACUGGCAGCUUUUCGGCAGGAGCCUCUACUACAUUUCAAAAAGCGAAAAGACCUGGCACGAUGCCAAGAAGUUCUGUGCAUCCAAAGCUGUCCACUUGACCUCUAUCCUCAGUGACAAAGAACAGAGAUUCAUCACCUCGCAGCUCAAGCGCCCUGCCUGGAUUGGCCUUACAGAUGAAAAUGAGGAAGGCAUGUGGGAAUGGACAGAUGGCUCCCGGUUCACUACACAGUACUGGUCUGAAGGCAAACCCAGCAACCUGGAGCAGAAUGGAAGGAUGGAACGAGACUGUGCUGUCAUUAUACCUUCAGCUGGUGUGGAUAACUGGAGUGAUGUCAGUUGUGAUAAACUAAAUGGAUGGAGCUCACAGUGGGAUAGCACCAGGAAAUUAUUGGACAUGUCCACAGAUGUAUGGGUGGGGAGCUGGCGACCCCACCGGCCCAGGGGACCGAUUGCUGCCCUCUACAGCAGCCCAGGGCCCAAAUAUGGGCUCCCGACAAAUGUAGGCUACCAGCAACAUGACCCCUCUCGCUACCGUGCCCCUGCGUACAGUUUUGGCACCCGUCGCUUCCAGGAGCAGGAGAGUUGCUCUCCUGGGCCAGGCUACCUCGUUCCGGCCAACAUGACCAUGAGGGGCAAGGAUGGGAUUCCUGCUUACUCCAUCUAUGGACGCCCAAGAGACAUCACGUCCUUUAGAACUCCGGGGCCAGGUCGCUAUUCCCCAGAGAAAGCUGGCCGGUUUGCUUACCCCUCUGCCCCAAUGUACUCACUUGCUUCACGGACGAAAGAUUUUCUGAAUGACCAGACUCCAGGGCCAGCGGCCUACGGGCUCCCUCCCAUGCUGGGGCCCAAGGUGGUCAACAGGAGCUCAGCCCCCAACUACUCCAUUUUUGGACGCAGCAUGAUCGGCAGCUUUUACGAGGACCUCUCCAAGACCCCAGGGCCCUGCAACUACCGCUUGGUGGAUCCCAGCGUCUACAAGAACCGCCCGCCCCAAUACAGCAUGCUGGCGCGCAACGUGCCUCCAGGAGACAACACUCUCAAGCCGGGCCCGGGAGCCUACAGCCCAGAGAAGUACGCCCAGCACCGUGGCUUGACCUUCGGGAUCCGCCACUCCGACUACGUGGCUCCGCUCAUCGUGGAUGUGGCCGAAUGAGCCAGCCCCAUUGGCAGGGAUGGAUGGAACAAGAAAGGUCCACUUAGGAACA